This is a messenger RNA of Pyricularia oryzae 70-15, 546 nucleotides long. RefSeq lists its product as uncharacterized. Gene Ontology annotation, molecular function: flavin adenine dinucleotide binding. Lineage: Eukaryota; Fungi; Ascomycota; Sordariomycetes; Magnaporthales; Pyriculariaceae. The transcript has 2 exons. The record is from RefSeq and is a predicted model, not a curated record. The coding region runs from base 1 to 546 and encodes 181 amino acids.
AUGACAGCAAGUCCAAAAACCACCGACGCUAUGCUGUCACCCCUGAAUGCACCCCCUGACAGCCCCACAGAGCUCCUCCUCGGCUCAAAAGACUACGCCACGCACCGACCCAAGCUCCUACGAACCAACAAUGCCGCCAACGAGAACAUCCAGCCCGCCGCCAUCGCCCUUCCCAAGACCGCAGAUGAAGUCGCGCGCGUUGUGCGGUGGGCGACGGCAUCCGGGCUGCGGCUCGUCGUGCGCGGGGCCGGCAACGACUUCUUCUCGCGCAGCAUUGCGGACGGCGCGCUGGUCAUCGGCAUGCGGCAUCUCAACAGCAUCCAGCAUAGUGGCUAUGGCCCGUCAACGAAACUCUGCGGGAUGGGCUUUGAGCAGAUCGUCGGGGCGCAGCUCGUCAAUGCCAAGGGCGAGGUGGUCGAUGCCAUUGAAGAGAUGCUCGAGGGCUUCAGGGGCAUGCUGGGUCACUUGGGGGUAAUGACGAGCUUGACGGUCAAGACUUACCCUAGAUACGACGCAAGUUCCCCGGGACGACGCUGCCGGGGGUGA